Messenger RNA from Aspergillus caelatus, 1491 nucleotides. Its product is annotated as DUF1479 domain-containing protein. The record is from RefSeq and is a predicted model, not a curated record. The coding region runs from base 1 to 1491 and encodes 496 amino acids. The transcript is spliced from 8 exons. NCBI's taxonomy places the organism in Eukaryota, Fungi, Ascomycota, Eurotiomycetes, Eurotiales, Aspergillaceae.
AUGAACAGAGCUGUCUCAUCCAAGUGUUUCCAGUGCCCUACCUUUCGAGCUGGAAGGUGCUCGGGCACAGCCAAACGGCUCUUAGCAACUGACGCGGCACCGCUCACUCGAAAGGACAAGAAGGAGGGCGAUAUUUCCUCAGUCUUCUCAACAUUCUCUGGUCGAAAGAUCCCGCCUCUACCUGAACGUUUCCGAGAGCUGAAGCGUAACCUGACUACCGGGUUCGAAGAGCAGAUUCAAAAGUCGUGGGAUGAACUUGUUGAGGUUCUGAAAGUGCGCACCGAAGAAGUUGCCUCCAAAAGAGAGUCUAUUAUUCCCCAGCUGAACUAUUCCGAUAUUCGCGCAGGCAGCGUAUCUCCGGAGACUGUUGCAGCAAUCCGACGGACCGGUGUCGCUGUUGUUAGGGGGGUUGUGCCAAAAGAUGAAGCCGAAGGACUUCUGUCUGAUAUCCGCCGAUACUUUGCUGCACACCAUUUCACGGGCUUCCCUUCUGAUGCAGACAAGAAGAUCAUUUACGAAUCGUAUUGGAGUCCUUCCCAAGUAAAGGCAAGGUCGCACCCUAAUAUGUUGUCCACACAAUCAUGGAUGAAUCAACUCUACUCCGCCGAUGACGAUCAAAAGAUUGAUCUCUCCGUGCCGCUUACGUACUGUGACCGUGUGCAGAUCCGCCCACCUGGGGAUAAGAAAUUUGCGCUUCCCCCUCACGUCGACGGUGGAGGGGUUGAAAGAUGGGAGGAUCGUGCCUACAACUAUGUGUAUCGCAAGAUUUUCCAAGGAAAGUGGCAUGAGUACGAUCCAUGGGAUCUAACAGGCCGCCUUGAUGCAAAUAUGAACAUGUACGAGGCACCAGGGGGGUGCUCGGUCUUCAGAGCCUUCCAGAGCUGGCUGGGGCUAUCUUGUCAUGGUCCCCAAGAAGGCACUCUGGUUGUUCAUCCCAUCUUGCAGCCUUCCACUGCGUAUUGGAUGCUUCGACCGUUUUUCAAGCCCACUCGAAAGGGCUCUUUAGAUGGUUGGAAGUUCUCGCUGGAUGAUGACGAAGGGAAUGUCUAUCUACAUGGAGCAAAUCCAGGAACUGCCCAAGAGCAUACACCAGACCACCAUCCCCACCUAAUGCUCCACGAAACCAUGAUACCGUAUCCGACCGUUGAUCCUGGUGAUACUGUGUUCUGGAGUGCCGACACAAUACACAGCACGGAGAAUGAAAACACAGGAGACACAGAUGCCUGUGUGUUUUACAUUCCAUCCGUUCCACUGACCCCUAACAACGCGCAAUACGUCGCACAGCAACGUGAGGCCUUUCUGAAGGGAAUCCCUCCACCAGACUUCCCAGGUGGGGUUGGCGAGUCCCAAUUCUCUGAUAGAGCAAAAGUCGGCGACGUCCAGUCGCAGGCUGGUAGGGAGGCAAUGGGGCUCAGUCCUAUCAAACCUGGUAUUAAAAACGAGCAGUCUGCAAAGCUGGCGCAGGAAGUAAACAAAAUCUUGGGCUACUGA